AUGCUAGUUCAGGUGGCUCCCCUUCCGGAGUGGGCCGGGCGCCCUGUCCCACUGACCUCCAACCCCCCAGAACUGACUGAGCCUUGGUCUUCACGCUCCUCUGAACUGCCACCUGGAUCACCCCAUGCGUUUACACCCCCGGCAGCCUUGGGGAGCUUUGAUUACCUGGGAUCCUCUGCUGCCUUCCAGAUGUUGGUCCGGUCUCAGGAAGUGGCCAAGAAGCUGAUUCCAUUGCUGGGCAUGGAUUCAGCUCAAGAGCUGCCCCCAGAGCCAGAUCAGUUUGCUGUUCUGCAUCAGGAUCUGCGUGAGAAGCUAGCUCGGCCACAAAGCCUCCCAGACGUGGUUCCAGUGCAACAGAAUCAGGCCCUGGUUCUGCCUCAUGGACUGAAAAGUAAGAUUAGAACCGUAGAUAGUGAGAGUUCAAAAGCAACAAAGUUUGUUGUUUCACCCCUGAAGAGAGAUCUAACUCAGCAUCUGCGGCUUGCCAAGAUUCUUGGAAUUCCACACCCAUUUGCACCCAAACCUAAGCCUCAGAAACAAAUCUUGCACAGUGAUAAUGGAUUUUUGAGUAUGGAUAUGGUUCAUCCUGAAUUUCCUCUAGAAAUCCAGAAGGACCCAGAUGAGCGUCUAGAGGCCCCUGAGCCAGCUGAAACUAAUAAAUUACAGCAAGAGGCUCUAUCUCAAAACCUAGAGCCCCCUGAAGAGAUCCAAUUCUCUCCACCCCAGCAAGACCCAGCUCAGCCUCCACAGCCCCCUGAGGAGGAAGAACCUUCUUCAACUCAACAGGAGGCCCUUGAGGAGGUUGAAACUUCUUUAACCCAGCAGGAGGCCCUAGCUCAGCCUCCACACUACCCUGAGGACAUAAAACCUUUCAGUCUGGCACUUACCAUAACUCCAGAACCCCCUAUGGAGGCUGAACAUUCUACAGCACUGAAGAAGAAUACAGCUCCACAUCCACACCAGGCCCAGACUCAGCAUCCAAAGUUGACGCAAGUCACAGUUCAGCCUUUGGACCUGGAACUUACCAUAGCUACAGAACCUGCUACAGAGCUGAAACCUUCUCCCACCGGGGAGAGGACCCCAACUCAGCCCCUAGAACCACCUAAGGAGGUUGCAGCUCAACCUCCAGUGUAUCAAGAGGUGACAGUUUCAAAACCAGGUCAGGAUGAAGCUCAGCCACCAACAUCACCCAGUGUUGCAGUUUGGCCUUUAGACCUGGAGCUUACUGUAACUUCAGUAUCUAGUACAGAGACCGAACAUUCUACAGCCCCGAAGAUGACUACAGCUCCACAUCCACAGCAGGUGCAGACUCAGCAUCCGAACCUGACUCCAGUCACAGCUCAACCUUUCAAUCUGGCACUUACCGUAACUCCAGAACCCACUAUGGAGGCUGAACAUUCUACAGCACUGAAGAAGACUACAGCUCCACAUCCACACCAGGCCCAGACUCAGCAUCCAAAGUUGACGCAAGUCACACUUAAACCUUUGGACCUGGAGCUUACUGUAACUUCAGUAUCUACUACAGAGGCUGAGUACUCUACAGCCCUGGAGAAGAGCACAGCUCCACAUCCACAGCAGGUGCAGACUCAGCAUCCAAAGUUGACACAAGUCACAGUUCAGCCAUUGGACCUGGAACUUACCAUAGCUACAGAAACUAUUACAGAGCUGAAACCUUCUCCCACCAUGCAGAGGACCCCAACUCAGCCUCCAGACCUGGAGCUUACUGUAACUUCAGUAUCUACUACAGAGACCGAACAUUCUACAGCCCCGAAGAUGACUACAGCUCCACAUCCACAGCAGGUGAAGACUCAGCAUCUGAACCUGACUCCAGUCGCAGUUCCCCCUUUGGAUGUGGAACUUACUACAACUCAGCAUCCAUUGGAAUCUUCUGAAAAUUACACCCCAGAAAAGAAUGCCACCAAGAGCAUCAACCUAUGUGAGCUCUGUGUCUGCAGAGACGAGACACUGUCCUGUACUGGUCUCAGCCCAGAGAAGAGGCUCCGCCAAGUGCCUGUGCUAGAGCCCAAGACCUACAACGGCACCUUUGCCAUCGUAAAUUUCCAAAGAAACGCUAUAUCUUCCAUUGAUAAGCAUGUAUGGGAAGCAUACCACUGGACUGAGAAACUAAUUCUCAGUGAAAAUCUUUUGACUGAAUUACAUAAGGAUUCAUUUGAAGGCCUGCUCUCCCUCCAGCAUUUAGAUCUAUCUUGUAAUAAGAUACAGGCCAUUGAAAGACGCACAUUUGAAGCACUACCUUUUCUGAAGUCUCUAAAUCUUCGUUGCAACUUAAUCAGUGAAGUGAGCUUCGGAACAUUUCAGGCGUGGCACGAGUUUCAGUUUUUAAAUGAGCUAAUUCUCAAUCAUAAUCCUCUGACUACUGUUGAAGAUUCACAUCUUUUUAAAUUGCCAGCAUUAAAAUAUCUAGACAUGGGAGCAACACAAGUGUCUCUUACAACAAUUGAGAACAUCAUCCUGAUGUCUCUUGAAUUGGAAAAACUGAUCUUACCUAGCCAUAUGGCCUGCUGCCUCUGCCAAUUUAAAAAUAAUAUUGAGGUUGUCUGCAAGACAGUGAAGCUGCAUUGUGACAGUACAUGUCUGACAAACACCACACAUUGUCUUGAAGAGGCAUCCCUAAAGAAUCCAGAAGGAAAAUUCAUGAAGGUAUUAAGAGCUCGGAAGCAGAACACAAGCACUGAGCUGACGAUUGAGCCAGAGAAGGCAUCCUCAGAUAAAACUGGCAUGAACUGGGCAAAUAUGAAUGAGCAGCUAGACCUAAAUGAUAAAAGCGAAAUUACACAUGCACUAAAUUACUUAUUGUCUUAUCUAUCCAAGGGAAACCUAGAAGAUAUACAACCAACAUUAUUACCAUUCAUCGAACUGCUUUUUUCAAAUAACAGCCUCGCAAAGCUUGAGAGUAUCGGGAAAAGGCUGCAGAGAGUGUACAGAGUCCUCAAGGGGCGAAGAGACGUAAAGAACAGGCACUUCAAGGAAAUGAGGGAUCAGAGCAUCAAGAAGGAUCAGAGAAUCAUUGAGGGAUCAGAGCAUCGAGUGAGGGAUCAGAGCAUCAUUGAGGGAUUAGAUCAUCAGUUGAGGGAUCAGAGCAUGACUGAGAGUGUAGGGGAAGGGCUGCAGAGAGGGUACAGGGUCUUCAAGGGGCGAAGAGGCAUAAAGAACAGGCACUUCAAAGCACUGAGGGAUCCGAGCAUCAAGAAGGAUCAGAGAAUCAUUGAGGGAUCAGAGCAUCAAGAGGGAUCAGAGCACCACAAGAAUUCUGCUGCAGAUUCUCCUGUGACUGCAUUAAAGUCAGUGCCAACUGCUAAACAAUCCAGUGAAACACAAUGGAAAUACCGCAGCCCGGAGACUGACUUACCCCUCAAGCACAAAGACUUCAGUCACCCAUCGCUUUCAUCCCCAGGCGAUCAAUUUGAAUUUCAGCUAAACCAGCACCUACAAUCCCUCAUGUCCAACAAUGACAUGAGAAGGCUCAUUUCUCAUGUUAUCCGGACUUUGAAAAUGGACUGCUCUGAGCCCUACGUACAAAUGGCUUGUGCCAAGCUCAUCUCCAGAACAGGCUUCCUGAUGAAGCUUCUCAGUGAGCAGCAGGAAUCAAAGGCAUCCAAGGCAGAAUGGGAUCCGGACCAAUGGAAAACUGAGAACUACAUCAAUGAGAGCCCAGAAGCCCAGGGUGAACAGAAAGACCAGGAGUCACAUGAGCUCACUAAAUAUGUUCCAGGAUAUGGCCAUGACAACAAACUCAUCUUGGCAAUAUCUGUGACUGUCGUAGUGAUGAUUUUGAUUAUAAUUUUCUGUCUCAUUGAGAUUUAUUCUCAUAGGGAAGUACCAGAAGGAUCCCCAAGGGGCUGUUUUGGAUUUCUGCAGCAUAGGAAAUACUCAGAGAAAAAUCACUCUCAGAAAAGCCUUUUCCUGUUAAGGAAGCCUCUUUGGCUUAGGGAUAUGUAUAAACCGCUGAGUGCUACCCGCCAGAAAAACAUGGCCAAAAAGCUACACGACAAGACAUCUUCUAAUGAAGAUGAGAGGGCACUCCGUGAAUCAGCCCGAACAGAGGACUCCGUGUACAUAGAUAUGCCUGAUGGGGGAGAGGAAAGCGAGGUGUCCGAGGGGAACACAGAGUGACCCUGUCCUGCCUCAGGCCACCUGCAAAUCUUA
This is a messenger RNA of Cynocephalus volans (Philippine flying lemur), 4167 nucleotides long. Its product is annotated as leucine-rich repeat-containing protein 37A2-like. NCBI's taxonomy places the organism in Eukaryota, Metazoa, Chordata, Mammalia, Dermoptera, Cynocephalidae. The transcript has 16 exons. The record is from RefSeq and is a predicted model, not a curated record. Bases 1 to 4134 code for a protein of 1377 amino acids. Gene Ontology annotation, molecular function: protein binding.